AUGCCGCAAGGCCCCUUUAACGACUUGAAAACUUUACGCAGCCUUCACCACCACCCCGAUCCUCCAACACUUCAAUCCCGACCCACCCCUCGUAGUAGAAAGCCCACGCCUCCGACUACAUCCCCGCUGGCGUCCUUUCACAACACGACACGGAUGGAUUACUUCGGCCUCGCACCCUUCCCGAAACCGAGGGAUGUGGACGUAUGCAAUCCGGGUAUCCACCAUCUAGGGCGGGGAAAGCGGGAUAAAAAGUCGCCACUGGAGGGGGAGAGAGAAAGUAGAGGGGAGCGAGAACGGGUAGAUAACCAGGUCCGCACACGAGACAUGGGCGGCAACUUGUCCACCAAGGAGUUCACCCGCGCCGUUCUGGGCCAGAUAGAGAAGGCGUGA
Messenger RNA from Dothidotthia symphoricarpi CBS 119687, 390 nucleotides. RefSeq lists its product as uncharacterized. The transcript is spliced from 3 exons. The record is from RefSeq and is a predicted model, not a curated record. The coding region runs from base 1 to 390 and encodes 129 amino acids. Lineage: Eukaryota; Fungi; Ascomycota; Dothideomycetes; Pleosporales; Dothidotthiaceae.